GGAGGUGCAGAGCCAGGUGGGGAUGGAGCUUCAGGGCUGGGGUUCGCCCCUGCAGCAGCUGAGCUGCCAGGGCUGGACUGGUGUCCACCACGAGGUUGGGCAUGGGGCUCUUAUCCUGACUGGGGAAUAGGAGCUCUGUGCUCCUCGAGCCUUCUGUGGGUUUGCCAAAAGCAGGGGGUGCUGUAACAUGCACUGGGGGGACAGGCAGGACCCAGCCAUCCUGCUCGGGGCCAGAGCAGUGCACUCUGCCCUUCCCUUCGCAGCCCUUUCCCCAGCAAAGCCCCUCUGGCAGUGGGGAUUCCCACCCUGCCAGUGCAGCCCCGAGCUGGAUCGCAGCCGAGUAUCCCUGCCCAGUGAGGGCAGCACAGCAGGCCCACAGCGAAUGGACUUCAGCAGCUUGGCACAAGGAAACCAUGUGGAAUUGCUUAAUAACCUGCUCACGGCCCUUCGAUGUCCUUGCAGGGUUAAUGAGUAAAAAGAUCCAUUGUUUUCUGCCAAGGCAGCAGCUGGGCUGUUAUUCCUCCCUGGGAGCAGCAGUGACAUCAACCAGCCCAGAGGGCUGCCAGGCCUGGCCGUCACGUGGAGCCAAGCAGAGGCAGAGCUCAUGUGACUCAGCCCCAGCAGGAACAUGGCAAACUCAACACAGGGCCUCCCCACCGCCGAGCUCUGGGCCUCCCAUAACAAGAUGGUGAUGGAGCCACUUGACACCAACGACCCGGAGGUGCACAGCAUCAUCAAGAAGGAGAAGCAGCGGCAGAGGCUGGGGCUGGAGUUGAUUGCAUCGGAGAACUUUGCGAGCCGAGCGGUCCUGGAGGCCCUGGGAUCCUGCAUGAACAACAAAUACUCCGAGGGUUACCCGGGACAGAGGUACUACGGCGGGACGGAGUUUGUGGAUGAGCUGGAAAGACUGUGCCAGAAGCGAGCCCUGGAGGCCUACCGGCUCGACCCCCAGAAGUGGGGUGUCAACGUCCAGCCCUACUCAGGGUCACCCGCAAACUUUGCGGUGUACACGGCCCUGGUGGAGCCCCACGGCAGGAUCAUGGGGCUGGACCUGCCCGACGGAGGCCACCUCACCCAUGGGUUCAUGACGGACAAGAAGAAGAUCUCUGCCACCUCUGUUUUCUUUGAGUCCAUGCCGUACAAGGUCAACCCCAAGACUGGUUACAUCGACUACGACCAGCUGGAGAAUAACGCCCGGCUCUUCCACCCCAAGCUGAUCAUAGCAGGUGUCAGCUGCUACUCCCGCAACCUGGACUACGCCCGCAUGCGGAAGAUUGCAGAUGCCAACGGCGCCUACCUGAUGGCCGACAUGGCCCACAUCAGCGGGCUGGUGGCCGCCGGCGUGGUGCCCUCGCCCUUCGACCACUGCGACGUCGUCUCCACCACCACCCACAAGACCCUGCGGGGCUGCAGGGCCGGCAUGAUCUUCUACCGCAAAGGCACCCGCAGCGUGGACCCCAAGACAGGCAAGGAGACACUCUACAACCUGGAGAGCCUCAUCAACCAGGCGGUCUUCCCGGGGCUGCAGGGAGGCCCACACAACCACGCCAUUGCAGGGAUCGCCGUGGCACUGCGCCAGGCCAUGACCCCCGAGUUCAAGGCUUACCAGCAGCAGGUGGUGGCCAAUUGCAAGGCCCUCUCAUCAGCGCUGAUGGAGAUGGGCUACGACAUCGUCACAGGGGGCUCUGACAACCACCUGAUCCUCCUGGACCUGCGCAGCAGAGGCACAGACGGCGGCCGGGCCGAGCGGGUGCUGGAGAUCUGCUCCAUCGCCUGCAACAAGAACACCUGCCCCGGUGAUGUCAGUGCCCUGCGCCCCAGCGGGCUGCGGUUCGGGACACCCGCGCUCACCUCCCGCGGCUUCCAGCAGGACGACUUCCGCAAGGUGGCUCAGUACAUCCACAAAGGGAUCGAGCUGACGCUGCGCGUGCAGAAGGACAUGAGCCCCAAGGCCACGCUGAAGGAAUUCAAGGAGAAACUGGAGGAGGACAAAUACCGUGCGGAGCUGAAGGCACUGAAGGAAGAGGUGGAAGCCUUUGCAGCCACCUUCCCACUCCCAGGGCUGCCUGUCCUGUAAGGGGAGACACCCGUGCUCUGCUCCCGGAACCCUGGGAGGACCUGGGAUCACGGCACGCUCACACCCCAACACCCCAGUGCCUUCUCCCAGCACCUCCCUGCUGGAACUGCAGCAGCAGCUCAUCCUUUGCCUCUUACUCCCCUCUCCCUCCCGUGUGGGGCACAGGGACCCCUGAGCACAGCCCCUGUAGGGACACCAGCUCUUCACCACUCAGUGUCACCACUGGGACCGAGCACCAGGUCACCCUCACCUCAGAGCCAGGUGCCACCCAGCUCCUACUGCCUGUGGGAGCAGCACAUGAGGCCGGUCUGUCCACAUUCCCUGGACACACUGCCCACAGCAGCGGGAGGGAUGGAGGGUCCAGCUGCACAAAAGAACUCACAACCACUAAAAGCCCCCCUGGUUUCAGCCUCAAGGAUUCCCCUUCAUCCUAUGUGCCUUCCCAUCUCCUCUGCAGGCUCUGACAAGGCCAGGCCUUGUCCCUAACAUCCCUCCUGGGAUUACCUCCCAUCCUAGCCAGAGCCUCAGGUAUUUUUCUCAGACCUCUGAGCACAAAGCUUAGGUUGAACCAUUUUUUAAUAAGCACGGUAAAAUUAAGAAUUUAACCACAAUGUAUGACAAGAAUUAUAAGCUUUAAAAAAUACAACCGAUUUUUUUUUUUUUUUUGUAUUUCAAAAAUAUCUGAA
This is a messenger RNA of Chiroxiphia lanceolata (lance-tailed manakin), 2763 nucleotides long. It is a transcript of the gene SHMT1, whose product is annotated as serine hydroxymethyltransferase 1. The transcript is spliced from 12 exons. The record is from RefSeq and is a predicted model, not a curated record. Gene Ontology annotation, cellular component: nucleus; cytosol; cytoplasm. NCBI's taxonomy places the organism in Eukaryota, Metazoa, Chordata, Aves, Passeriformes, Pipridae. Gene Ontology annotation, molecular function: protein homodimerization activity; cobalt ion binding; mRNA regulatory element binding translation repressor activity. Gene Ontology annotation, biological process: L-serine catabolic process; protein homotetramerization; folic acid metabolic process. Bases 629 to 2077 code for a protein of 482 amino acids.